CUGUAGUACUGAUAUCACUGAGGAAUUCCUGAAGUAUCCGUCGCUUCUGCAAAGAGCUAAAUGGAGAGAAGAUACCCAUUAAUAGCAGGAAGAGAAAAAGGGCCAGGUCCUGGUCGCUAUGGGCUUCCCCCCACUAUUGGAUUUAUGAGCCAUGACUUCACCAAGCCAACUAGCCCCGCUUAUUCUUUCCAUGGCAGGAUGAGUGACACCAUGUAUUGUGUAGACUCAAGUCCAGGGCCGCAGUAUCACAUUGAUGCAAAAAUCACUCGUUUUGGAAGGGAUGGCACACCUGCAUACUCAAUGUUGGGCAGAGUGAAAGCACAGAAGGAGCUAUUCCAGACACCUGGACCAGGUGCAUACAGUCCUGAGAAAACCCCACCAUGCAACCUCCAGCACAGACCUCCGUCCUACACAAUGGGCGCUCGAACACACUACCGGAGCGUUGACUCAGUACCUGCUCCUAACAGGUACUGUCUCCCUCCGUUCAUGGGCCCUCAAGUUCCAAACAAGCAAUCCAGCUCAAGCUACACAAUGUCAGGUAGUUACAGCAGAGGGGGACCAUCUGUGGACUUAGCCAAGACGCCGGGGCCCUGCAGGUACAACAGUACGGACCCAAGUGUUUAUCUCCCCAGACAGCCGGCGUUUUCCAUGCUGGGACGUCACAGCUUACCAAGAGAUGUCACCAUGAAACCUGGUCCUGGAACUUAUAAUCCAGAGAAAGUGACAGUUCACAAGACUCGGGCACCAACCUACUCCCUGGGCAUUAGACACUCGGAAUUUGUUACUCCACUAGUUGUCAAUGUUUCUGACUGAACACCAUCACAUACCCAAAAAUGAGAAACAUAAUUCUGUAAAUCUGGUAGGGAAAAAAAAAAAACAUUCAUGAGGAAACAUAUGAAGAAGUACAUUUAAUUUUGUUCUUUCAGCAACAAAGGUCAUGUUGAAACAUCCAAGACUGAGUGUCAACAUUUAUAAUAUCUAGAAAUAAUAUUAUGUACACAACAAACAUACAUUUAAAGAACAGGAAAAGACAGAAAGUUCUUUCGGGAAAAUAAUGGGCUUAAGG
Messenger RNA from Etheostoma spectabile (orangethroat darter), 1066 nucleotides. It is a transcript of the gene cimap1d, whose product is annotated as CIMAP1 family member D. NCBI's taxonomy places the organism in Eukaryota, Metazoa, Chordata, Actinopteri, Perciformes, Percidae. Gene Ontology annotation, cellular component: cytoskeleton. The transcript has 4 exons. The record is from RefSeq and is a predicted model, not a curated record. Bases 61 to 813 code for a protein of 250 amino acids.